UUGUUGCCUCCCUCAAUAGUUAGGCCACAAAUAAACUGACAUGAUACUUCGACGUAGACGAAAGAUGCUACUAGCUCUAGGGCUGAUACUAAUUACAGGAGGUGCUCUACACUACACAGCUGACAAGGAUUCUACACCGAGUACACACGUUCACAAUGGAGUUAAGACAAGAGCACUCAAGAACAACUAUGCAAAAAGUAUUGCAUUACCGUCAAGCAAAACAUUAUUGCAUUACCGCCACACAGUACCGCCACAAAAUAAGAGCAAAACAGUAGGGACGUCAGAACGGGCUGUGGACAAGAAAAUUCCUAAAAGAAAGAUCGAUAUAAUUGCACAACGAGCAAAGUUUCAACAAGUGCGAGUAGAAAAGUUCUGCGAGAGAUACAACCUAAAAACACAGAGACUAACUCUACCAGAAGAAGGGGAUAUACUAUACAACAUUCUGCUGCUAAACAAAGAUACUAGAGUGCUCUACUGUGCUCCACCAAAGACAGGGUGCACCCACCUCAAGAUAGCAUUCUUAGCUAGUGCAGGAAAACUGAAUACGUCCAUAAUCGAGUGGACCGGUCCCGUAAACGAAAUAAUUCGAGACACUGUGGAGUCCAAUACAAUAAGUCAACUUGACAGCAAAAAACAGGAGAAGGCACUGCAUAGCCACUAUAAAUAUUUGAUGUAUCGAAAUCCAUUGGAAAGACUUGCAAGCGGCUACAGAGACAAAGUGGAAAAGCACCCACUACAAGGUCUUGAGCCAUGGACACCUCGCUACAACUGGGUAAAAAUGGAGACAUACAAAUUCACACACCUGGAUGAUUAUCGGGAGUGGUUCAGGGAAGGAGGAGUUACAAAAGUAGCCAUUUCGUUCCCAGACUUCGUGGAUUACUGGGUCAACACAAGUGCACGACAUGAUGCACAUUUUGAGCCGAUAUACAACCUCUGUUCUCCUUGUAGAGUACGCUACGAUUACUAUGGUAACUUUAAAACGUUCAACCGAGAUGCACGAGUAUUGUUAGCCAAGAUCCAUGGCAACCCGAACUUCUUACGGGAAGGUUACUACGUCAAGCAAGGAAGUGAUUAUACAGCAAAGGUAACCAAGGAGCUAUACAGUCAAUUAAACCUCGAGCAAAGAGUUAAUGUCUUGAGAAAGCUUUCACAAGAUUUAGACUUCUACUACCACAUCUUCCCCAAUGAGAGAAAUAGCCACAAGAAAAUACUUAAUAUUGACAACGAUCUAACAUUGCCAUAUGACUGACAUUACACCACCUAAAUCAUAUGUCAUUUAUACUUAUUAUUAAUUUUAUUAUACAGUUUGUUGCUAAUUAAACUAAGGAAUAAUACGUUUCCAUUUUGUUACGCA
Messenger RNA from Halichondria panicea, 1354 nucleotides. Its product is annotated as carbohydrate sulfotransferase 11-like. NCBI's taxonomy places the organism in Eukaryota, Metazoa, Porifera, Demospongiae, Suberitida, Halichondriidae. The transcript is spliced from 4 exons. Gene Ontology annotation, cellular component: membrane. Gene Ontology annotation, molecular function: sulfotransferase activity. The record is from RefSeq and is a predicted model, not a curated record. Gene Ontology annotation, biological process: carbohydrate biosynthetic process. The coding region runs from base 41 to 1249 and encodes 402 amino acids.